Molecule: messenger RNA, 1548 nt
Organism: Penicillium robsamsonii
Lineage: Eukaryota; Fungi; Ascomycota; Eurotiomycetes; Eurotiales; Aspergillaceae
Exons: 1
Coding region: 1-1548 (515 amino acids)
Source: RefSeq, a predicted model, not a curated record
AUGCAAUUCGCCUUUGUCACGUACGGCGGGGAUGGGAAGCAGACACCUGCUGACAGGUCCCAGGUCCGCAGUCACUGCAUGAAGGGCCGGAACAAGCGCGAUGGAUCACGUCGCUCUAACCGGGAAGUCAGGCAAGCGGCGAAGCGAGUUAGGACUAAUGCCGACACGAGCACUGUCCCUAUAAUCAAGUGCCGGUCAAGUUCAGCAACAGCUCAAGGGGAAAAUGUAUCCAUUUUGCGGCAGGUAGAGCAAAGGUCAGAGUUACCAGACGAGGGCCUGUGGGCUCGUCCUCUACAGGCACCUCGAGGCUUCGUCUUUCCAUCGGUCGUUGAUGAAUUUGCGAAUGCGGUCGGCCAGAUGCCCGAGUCGCUGAUGCGACAGUGUAAGACGGCCUCUUUGAAUAGAUCGCAAAUUCGACUAAAAAUCUAUCUAGUCAUGGCUUUCAAUCGCAUCGCCGAAGCUUCAUACCCUCUCGUCGAGAUUGCCGUCAACUUCAGCGACCAUGCAAGCUUUAGCUCCAUCUGGCCGUCUUUUGACAAGUCGUUCCUCCACACCAUUCUCUUUAUCAACUCAGCCGUCAACGACUGGACGCAAAAUCAGCCGUUGGCCAAGUCGUCGCAGUUCCACCUGGGGAGAACGCUAACGCUGCUCAACAAAAAGCUGGCAACGGGGACCUUGCACCUAGACGACACGACUAUCUACACCGUCAUGCUCCUGGCAAUUGUUUCUAGCACCAGCGGCGACUACGACGCCAGUAAUGCGCACAUGGCGGGCCUGCAACGGCUUGUAGAGAUACGAAGCAGCCACGGGUACCUCUGGGUGAACCCUAUCACCCAGUUCAAGCUUGAGUGCCUAGACCUGAUGUGGUGCCUCACAGCGGGAGGGGCGCCACUGUUUCUCAAGGGCCCCGUGCCGUGGGAUCUGGCCUUUGCCCGCCCGUCGCCAUCAGUCGAUACUGAGCUGUCUUUGGCUCUCUCUCAGGCGUUCACGGACCCCAGGCUCAUAAUUGCCUUUCAGGACUUGCAGUGGCUGACAGAGCUGGUUAACGUACACGCAGGCAGCAAUAUGCGACUCAACACGAGCGAGUUCCAGCCCGUUCUCAGCUCGAUUCAGACUCGCCUGCUGCACCUCAAAGACCUGCUGGUUGAUAUGCCUGGAGAAUGGCUAUGCCUGGGCAUGCUAGCCUUUCUCGCGACAAUGUUCCGGGUCCCUGGACGACAGGUAUCUUACGAGCACUUGGCAGACCGCCUCCGACGCGCAUGCAGAACUCUUGUGCCGUCAGAAUCCUCAUCAAUAUCGCAGUCGAUUUCAGCACCAAUGUCAACAAAUUCAGGCCUGCAAUCCGUCUUGCGCUGGCUGGCAAUUGUCUGCGGCGUGGCUGUCUUUGGCGCCAGUGAGCAGUGGCUUCGAGAGCUCUGGGACGGCAUCGCGGAGCCAAACUUGUUGUGGGCAGAGACACGAACAGAGCUUAAGCGGGUUAUGUGGAUUGGGUGCAUUCACGACGAGAGAGGGCGACGGAUAUUUGCCGCUUUGAAGCUUGAAAGGUAA